Messenger RNA from Asparagus officinalis (garden asparagus), 1218 nucleotides. RefSeq lists its product as uncharacterized. The coding region runs from base 1 to 1218 and encodes 405 amino acids. Lineage: Eukaryota; Viridiplantae; Streptophyta; Magnoliopsida; Asparagales; Asparagaceae. The transcript has 2 exons. The record is from RefSeq and is a predicted model, not a curated record.
AUGGAAAGAUCGGAGUCUCCAUCGCCAUCAAGUCAUGUCACCGGCGGAGAAGCGAUAACGAAGGAGGGAAGAGAGGAGAGUAUUACACUUAAAUACCCACUACUAACGAGCAGCAACUACCCGACGUGGUCCAUAAAAAUGAAGGUCUACAUGCAGGCUCAGGGCGUGUGGGACGCCGUCGAGGCCGAGGGUAGAGUCAACAACCGACGCGACAAGAUGGCACUUGCGGUUAUCUACCAGGGGGUGAACGAUGAGAUCCUUCUUUUCCUCGCCGAGAAGACGACGGUCAAAGAUGCGUGGGCUGCAUUGAAGUCCAUGUACGUGGGGGCCGAUCGUGUGACGAGGGAAAAAUUGCAAACCCUCAAGACAGAGUUCGAGGCUCUCCGUAUGCGAGAAGGAGAGUCCGUCGAUGAGUUCGUUGUGCAGCUGAACACGAUGGUGAGCAAAAUACGUGCCAUAGGGGAGAAGAUGGAUGAUAUUGCUGUGAUGGAGAAGGUGUUGCGAGCGGUGACACCAAAGUUUCUGCAAAUUGCUUCCACAUUGGAGCAGUUCGGUGACUUGAGUGAGAUGAUGACCGAGGAGGUGUUUGGCCGGCUCAAGGCACAUGAAGAGCGGCUGCCGAAUGGGAGGCCAAGACGAAGAAGAAAGGAGGUAAGGGCUUUGGCAGUGGCUAGAACGAGCGAGCAUGGAGGAGGUGGUCGUCGGCGCAGCGGUGGUCGUGGUCGCUACCAUGGCCGGGGAUGUGGGAACGGCGUUGAGGAACACUCAAACGACUCUGGAAAGAAGUAUCACAAGUUCGACAAGGUAAAGAUCCACUGCUACAACUAUCAGAAUUAUGGUCAUUAUGCCUCCGAAUGCCGAAAGUCGAAGAAGGAAAAGAGAGCCCACCUUGCUAAAAAGCAACACGACGAUGAACCUGCAUUGCUCUUGACCGAGGUGUGCGAGUCUCUAUACACAGCUCAAGGAGAGGGAGAAAAGAUGAUGGUUUACGAAGAAUAUGUGAAGCCGAGGCUGAGCAGCGAAGAGGUGGUCUUCGAGACUAGCAUUUGGUACCUAGAUACCGGUACUAGCAAUCAUAUGACUGGUUGUAGGAAGAACUUCUCAGACUUGAUGAGAAGGUGUGCGGCAGAGUCAAAUUCGGCGAUGGCUCGGUCGUGGAGAUACAAGGGAGUGGAACCAUCAUGCUUCAAUGCCAGAACGGUGAGCAUAGACUUCUAA